Molecule: messenger RNA, 1211 nt
Organism: Elaeis guineensis (African oil palm)
Lineage: Eukaryota; Viridiplantae; Streptophyta; Magnoliopsida; Arecales; Arecaceae
Product: cyclin-D6-1
Source: RefSeq, a predicted model, not a curated record
CUCUCUCUCUCUCUCUCUCUCUCUCUCUCUCUAUCAUAGCUUUAGGAUUCAUGGCUUCUUCUCUCCUCUUCGACCUCGAGAACCCGCUCACGAGCUCCGACGAGGAGCAGCACCACUUCUCCAACUCGAUCGCGGCGCUCUUCGCCGCGGAGUCCGAUCACAUGAGCCCCCUCGCCGGUGGCCACCUCGAUCUCUCCGCCCGCCGCGACGCCAUCUCCCUCAUUCUCCAGGCGCAGUUUAGCUGCAAUCUGGAUCCAUCCGUGGCCUACCUCGCCAUCAACUACGUCGAUCGUUUUCUGUCCAAGCGAGAAAUCCCGAGAGAGAAGCCCUGGGUCGUACGGCUCCUUUCUAUCUCCUGCCUCUCCAUCGCCUCCAAGAUGAAGAAGCUGGACUUCUCCCUCACCGAUUUCCAGCGAGAGGAGGGAUUCAUAUUCGACGCCAAGACGAUUCGGCGGAUGGAGCUUCUAGUUCUUGGGGCGCUGGACUGGCGGAUGCGAUCCAUCACCCCCUUCUCUUUCCUCCCCUACUUCCUCUCCUUCUUCUCCCCUGCCCAGCCCCCUCUCCUCCACGCCCUCAAAGCUCGCGCCUCCCGAACCCUCUUCAAAGCCCAGAACGAGAUCAAGAUGUUAGAGUUCAAGCCAUCGGUGAUCGCCGCGGCGGCGCUCCUCUCCGCCGCCCACGAGCUCUUCCCCAUCCAAUUCGCCUCCUUCCGCUCCGCCAUUUCCUCCUGUGAAUUUGUAAAUAAAGAGAUAUUGGGGGAGUGCUGCAACGCGAUUGGCGACGUGGCGAUGGACGGCUGCGAUUCGACGUUCGAGAUGCUGUUGAGCUCCAACACCCCGGUGACCGUGCUCGGUCGACACUGCUCCAGCUCCGAGAGCGAGAGGACCGUCGGAUCCUCAUCCGGCGACCACGACCUCAAGAAGCGCCGGAUCUCCGAGCUCCGAGGUGCCCUCCGUUUCGCCUAGGCCUGGGACCUGAGCCCAGAGGAAGGGAAGUAAAAAGAAAGUAAAAGCACCCCCCAAUAGGGAAAAUAGUUUGCUCCGUUUUUUCUAAUUUCUUUUCUUUUAUUUUUCGAGCUUUGGUUGGUGGUAAGAGAAAAAGAAACUGUUUAUAAUUCCUUUUCUGGCCUUUUAGAUAUAUAUAUAUAUAUAUAUAAUUUGGAAUAACUCUGAGAAGACAUUAAUAUUUAUUAGCGUGGUUGUUUUAUUUAA